Molecule: messenger RNA, 2140 nt
Organism: Ruditapes philippinarum (Manila clam)
Lineage: Eukaryota; Metazoa; Mollusca; Bivalvia; Venerida; Veneridae
Exons: 2
Coding region: 221-1876 (551 amino acids)
Molecular function (GO): zinc ion binding
Source: RefSeq, a predicted model, not a curated record
UAUAGCAACCAUAAAUGGAUUGAAGUUUAUCAAAAAAAGGGACUUUUGUCACAAACUUGAAAAUGUUAGGAAGAUGUUAAUAUAACAGGAAUUGAAGAAAUCUUUUUUUAGAUUUGAGGAUCGUAAUUUCACUUUAAAUCACUAUGUUUAAAAUAACAGUGAAAAGAAACUGAGACAACUUUUACCGAUUUAAGCAGGUUUAAACAAGACAAUUAACAAAAUGGCGACUGGUGGACAAAUUAAUACGGAUAUUCUUUCAGAUGAAAUAUUGGAUGUUUCAUGUUCAAUGUGUAAAAAUCAGGGCAAAAACGCUGAAGGUGAUAAAUACUGUGAAGAUUGUAAAGAUUAUUUCUGUGUUAGUUGUGUCAAAGUUCACAGUAAAGUGCCUUUAUGUGCUGGUCACAAGGUGUUGGAUAAAUCUCAAGUUAAGUCACGAAGCAGGAAAAGUCUGCCGAGGGCACCAACAGAGAGAUGUGACAGACACAGUCAUAAACACAUUGAUAUGUACUGUCAGUUCCAUGAUAAUGUUGGCUGUUUAACAUGUAUGGCAGUUGAUCACAGAUUAUGUAAGAAUAUAUUCUACAUACCAGAAUUUAUCCAAAAUAACACUUACAAAGUUGCAUCCAGAGAAAUUCAAACAAAACUGAAAGCCUUAGAUACCACCUUAGAAAAACAAGCUUAUAGAUUUCAACAGGAUAAACAAAGGCUGUUAAUGAGGAAAGCAGAAAUACUGGCUGAUAUCAGAAAAUUCCGACAAGAAAUCAAUGAUCAUAUUGACAAGCUGGAGAAAAGUUCUAUCAAUGAGAUAGAAGAUAAAGUCAAAUAUCUUGAAGACAAGAUUGAAGAUGGUCUAAAACAGCUACAAACAAAGAAGUCCAUGGUUACAUCAGCUAAAGAUAAAUUCGCAUCUACAAACACAAAUCAAGCUGAUGAGUUUGUUUAUGUAAAGAUGGGAGAAGAAACUGCGAAUGUUGCAAACCAGUAUACCGAGCAUGUCAAAAUGAAAAGUACAGUAGAAGACAUAGAAUUUCAACCUGAUAGAUCAAUUCUUAAAAAGUUGAAACACAAGAACAACCUGGGCACACUUACAGAGAAAGGUAAUAAAUCAUAUAAUGUCAAAGUUAGGUCCGAUGAAAACGUUUGUGAUAUCACCAGUGCCUGCUGUAUGGAAGAUGGUACAAUAAUUCUGGCUGACCACAGCAACAACAAACUUAAACGGUUACACAGUUAUAACUAUACUGUCACUAACUACUAUGAUCUACCUGGAGGACCACAUCAAGUGUGUCUAAUCAAUAACAAACAAGUGGCAGUAACUAUUCCAUCACUAAAGGAAGUUAAUUUCAUUUCUCUAGAAAGAAAAAUGGAAACAGCAAACAAGAUUAACACUGAUUUUAGAUGUUUUGGUCUUGCGUAUGCAAACAAUACUUUAUUUAUUUCAGAUGAAUACACAUCAGUAUAUAUGUAUACAUUUUAUGGUAGCAAAUUAAAUCAGUUCAGUCAGAAUCAAUCAGGUCAUAAGCUGUUCUCUGACAUACGCAGUAUAGCUGUCAAUAAGUAUGCUGCAAGGAUUUAUGUUGCUGACUAUAAUAACGGGCUGAUAGUACUGAACAACAAUGGUCAAGUUAUUACCUCAUUUAAUGAUGAACAAUUAAAAGGGGCUACAUGUUGUUAUCUCACUGAAGAAAGUGGUGUCCUGGUAUCUGGAUUUGGCUCCUAUAAUGUUUUAGAGUUUUCACCUGAUGGUGAGCUGUUAGAAGAGGUUUUAAAAGCUGAUAGUAGGAAAAAGAGAAUUGAGUCAGUCUUUUGUAUUCAACAAAUGCCUAAGAUAUGUAUAAGUAGAUGGAUGGAUGACAACAUUGAAGUUUAUGAUAUCUAAUCUUUAAUGUAAAUAUAUGAGCCACUAUCAAUAAAGUAUUAUUUAAAAACCAUCCUGAUUCAUAUGUAAAAUUUGAUAUUCCAAAUAUAAAAUGUAAAAAGAAAAACAGUCACUUAAUAACUUGAUUGUGAUUAGUAUAUACAUGUACAAUAUGUGAUGAUACUUAUUCAAUUCAUUCUGAAUAUACAUGAUACAUUAUGUUGUGAAAAAAUUAUCAUAUACAUUAUGUUGUUGUAUAAUAAUUUCAUAUAAAAUUGAUUUACA